This is a messenger RNA of Botrytis sinoallii, 768 nucleotides long. RefSeq lists its product as uncharacterized. The coding region runs from base 1 to 768 and encodes 255 amino acids. The transcript has 3 exons. NCBI's taxonomy places the organism in Eukaryota, Fungi, Ascomycota, Leotiomycetes, Helotiales, Sclerotiniaceae. The record is from RefSeq and is a predicted model, not a curated record.
AUGAAAAUUCAGAGGAGAAGCACAACUAGGCACUAUCGCGGGUACACUUUGCCUUUCAACUUUAGAGCGCUUGAUUUGGAGCAUCGAUAUCUAAAAUGGAUAAGGGAAUCUUCUUCACAGGCGUAUCGAGCUUUUUCUUACUCACAUAAGCACUCUCCUUCCCAAAAAUGCUGGCAUACCUGGUACUUGAAGCAUGACACUCGAGAAGUAGCCGAUGAUCCUUGCUUCUUCACUCUUAAUUGUUCAAGUCCCCAAAAUGGUACAGCAAUACUUAACUGCAUGAGUCCAGAGUAUGAUGAACGUCUUGCUCGCUCGUCACAAUCCUUAGAAUCUCUGCAAGGAGAAAGCUCUACCCGCAAGUACCGUCCAUUCUUCUUUGUCGAUACAAAGGCUCUGCCUGGUAGUACCCAAAACAGCAGGAACCCCAAAGACAGUCGCAACCGCUUAUCGCUGUUGACUAUGCGACGCCUGAAUCGACUGUCAGCCCUAGAUAAUGUGACGAUCUUCGUGACGAAUUCCGAACAUGCUCAGCGUCACUUCCCUGCGGAAGACUUUGUACGCUACGCUCGAGGAAUUAAAGGAUAUGUAGAAAGUAGAAUGCUUCAACGUUUCAACCCAAUUCCGGAGUUUUCUAGGCUCUUGAGCGAUUUGGUAUUAGUAGUAGCGCUAGCAAUUGUUUCGUUUUUUGAAUUAUGGGGUUUAACCUCCCCAAUCGUGAUGGACAGCAUGGAAAGAAUUGAUACUAUUUUGAAUGGUAACAUAACUUAA